Messenger RNA from Lodderomyces jiufengensis, 609 nucleotides. RefSeq names its product DNA-directed RNA polymerase III subunit. NCBI's taxonomy places the organism in Eukaryota, Fungi, Ascomycota, Pichiomycetes, Serinales, Debaryomycetaceae. The transcript has a single exon. Gene Ontology annotation, molecular function: DNA-directed RNA polymerase activity; DNA binding. The record is from RefSeq and is a predicted model, not a curated record. Gene Ontology annotation, cellular component: RNA polymerase III complex. The coding region runs from base 1 to 609 and encodes 202 amino acids. Gene Ontology annotation, biological process: transcription initiation at RNA polymerase III promoter; DNA-templated transcription.
AUGUUUAUACUAUCGGAGCUAUCAGAUCUUAUAAGAAUACCACCUCAUACUUUUAACAUACCCAUACAACAUGCAAUAACAGAUGAAUUAAAUAAAAAAUAUUCAAAUAAAGUAAUACCCAAGUUAGGAUUAUGUAUAACGAUAUGGGAUUUGUUAGAUAUAAAAGAUGGAUUAUUAAAACCAGGAGAUGGUGGAUCAUACGUAGAAGUUAAAUUUAGAUUAAUUAUUUUCAAACCAUUUGUAGGAGAGAUUUUAACAGGUUGGGUUACAGAAAACAACGCCAAAGGUAUAAAAAUUAGACUAGAAUUUUUUGAUGAUAUAUGGAUCCCCGAAAAUUAUCUUUUUGAGAAUUGUGAAUUUAGAGAAAAUGAACAAGCAUGGGUUUGGAAAACUGAAAGUGAUGAAUUAUUUAUUGAUGUUAAUGAAAAAAUUAGAUUUAAAGUUGAAAAAGAAAAUUUUUAUAAUAUCAAACCGAAGAAUUCUAGUGAAGCAAUGGGGAAAUUUAGUGACGAUGAUGAUGAUAAAGAAAAAGAACCUAAAUUACCUGCUUAUAGUAUCAUUGCAUCUUGUCAAGUUUCAGGUCUUGGGUGUGUUUCAUGGUGGGAUUAA